Messenger RNA from Alnus glutinosa, 1729 nucleotides. RefSeq names its product F-box protein SKIP23-like. NCBI's taxonomy places the organism in Eukaryota, Viridiplantae, Streptophyta, Magnoliopsida, Fagales, Betulaceae. The transcript has 2 exons. The coding region runs from base 215 to 1561 and encodes 448 amino acids. The record is from RefSeq and is a predicted model, not a curated record.
GACGACAAAGCUCACCCCCUCCCCUUUCUUUUUUUUUUUCUCUCUCUCUCUCUCUCUCUCUCAGGAACUACGAGAAGACAAAGCUCCCCGUUUGAUUUACUCUUCAAAAGUCUUUGCUUUCGAGACAAAAUCUAAGUCGGCUUAAAUUUCUAAUACCGCAAUACCCAUAAACCAGACCCUUUUCCAGUCUUGCUAGAACAGGGCCUGUUCUGGGAUGAUGAGGAGCCAGAACGCAGAUGCAGUGAAAGCCUCCUCAAGCAACGGAAUUGGAUCAAGAAUGGCUGUUGAUUGGACUCAACUUCCCGAAGAACUCGUUCAAUCAAUCUCGAAGAAAAUCACCGUUUACAUCGAUUAUGUUCGAUUCCGAGCUGUGUGUCUCAUGUGGCGCCGGUCGAUUCCAAAGGUUCCGCGCCACCUCCCCCCACAACUCCCAUGGCUCAUGCUUCCUCUCUCCAAAUCCCAACCACGAUACCAGCGCUCCUUUUAUGACCUCUCUACGGGCAACACCUACCAUAUCGAACUCCCAGAAGCUUCUCGCCCCGAAAUUCGCAUUUGCUCCUCCUCCAAUGGUUGGCUCGUCAUUCUCGACGACUCCCCAGCCAUCGUUCUCCUUAACCCUCUCACUCAUGCCAAAUUCCACCUCCCUUCGCUCAUCUCCUUCCCCAACGUGGUGAGCUUUGACUACUCCAGAGUCGGCCGGGAGUAUGAGUUCUUUAACAGGGACGGCGAAUUAUACUAUGAUAGUUUGAGGGCAAUGCGUGACAUGUUUGUCAGAAAAAUUGUUAUUUCCUCAGACCCACUGAAUGGCAACUUUGUUGCGAUGGCGAUUCUCAGAUAUAACGAUGAGUUGGCAUACUAUAAAAACGGUGAUCUAUCUUGGACUUUCUUUCCUGACGUGGGUUACAUUGAAGACAUUGUUUAUUACAAGGAGAAAUUCUACGCUUUGAAAGAAGGAGGAGAAAUUGCAGUUUGUAAUGUAAAUUGCGAGUUACCGAGUGUUUCAGUAAAUUUCAGACCACCAAGACCACCUAUUUACUGCCUGGUGAAUCGUUUAGUGAAUUCAGGGGACGAUGAGUUGUUAAUGGUUGCACGCCAUUGCAAUAAUGAAGUGGAAAUGGGGCAUGGAUUUGGAACGUUACGGUUUGAUGUUUUCAGAAUGAAUUGGAGCGGGCCCAGUUGGGAUAGAGUGGAGAAUUUGGGUGACCGAUUGUUAUUUAUUGGUGGAAAUUCAUCUGUAUCGUUGUCUGGUUCUGAUUUUCAAGGAUGUUUACGGAAUCCCUGCUAUUUGUCUCCUUGUGAUGAUUAUGGACAAUGUUUAAAGAAUUGUAUCUAUUUCACAGACGAUAUUUAUUGUUUCAACUGUAAUCCCGACGCUUUCGCUUAUGGUGUUUUUGGUAAAAAAGGUGAUAGAGGAAUCUUCAAAUUAUGGGAUGAAACCUUUGUCUCGUUACCAUAUCGUGAGCUGGAGCGAGGUUCAUGGGAACUUUGGUUUACACCGAGUCCAGGAGGAGGAAGAGAAUCGGAGGAUGAUGUUGGCUAUGAAGUUGACUAUGGAAGUUGAAUCCUGUCGCUGAGAGAGAUUUUUUGAGUUUAAAGAUGCUUUGAUGUAAGAUUUUGAUACGAAUUAUGUGCAAGUUUGUUUCUACAAGGCCCUCGAUUUCCUAGAACUCCUAAUCAAUGGAUGUUGAAUGUAUGAAAUCUAAGUGAAAACAAUUCUUGAUUUUCGUAA